AUGGCGGAUGAGGAACAUGCUCAAACCUCUCGGAAGAGGGUUGCAGAUAAACAAAUCAACAAGGACAAUCCUGAGCUUGAUGAUGACUCACCGGAGCAAGAGGGAGGAACAUUUAAGAAAGCUAGUGAGGAAGUGAUGGCAACCCGAAAAAUUGUAAAGGUUCGGCGCCAGCAGCCGUCGUCAGCUCCUUCUUCCAAUCCUUUCUCUGCAAUUAAGUUUACCACAAGUGAUUCCAGUGUUCAAGCAAGUAUUCCUGUCUCAAAACCUCCACCUUCUGAUGUCACAACGUCAAAUGUAAGGAGCUCAACUGAGAAAGCUGAUGAGGUCAGCAAUGGAAGUGGGAAAGAUGAUGUCAAGACUGCAGAUUCUAAUGAGGUAGCAGAGAUUCAAAAGGAUGAAUCGGGGCUGAAUGAAUCAAAUGCAGAAAACAAGUCAAAUGCGCCAAUGGAAGCACACUCUUCACUUACUGAAACUGAUAAGAAGGCAGGCAGCACAGAGGGUGGAACUGGUGAGGACAAAGUGCUGGUUGGAGAACCCAAGGUAGAUAACAGCAAGACAUCUGGAAUCGAGGGUAAAACAGAAGAUGAAGGGGUUAAAGUGAAUGAAGGUGGAGAUGAAGAUAAAAGCAGCAAGGACGGCGCUGAGAAGAAAGAUGAAUCUGAAUCAGGGACCAAGGAUGAAGUGAAUGAAGGUGGAGAUGAAGAUAAAAGCAGCAAGGACGGCGCUGAGAAGAAAGAUGAAUCUGAAUCAGGGACCAAGGAUGUAUCAUGUGAGCAUAAGAACGCUGAUAAUAAAGGGCAGUCAUCAUCACCGACACCUCUCUUCUCUUUUAUGAAUGUGUCAAGUGGCCAUAAUGCCUUCACGGGACUGGCUGGGACAGGGUUUUCAGCCUCAUCAUUUUCCUUUGGCUCAGCUUCUAAAGAAAGCACAAACGCUCCCCUAUUUGGGCUAAAGAGUGACGGUUUGUCCUUCCCUUCUUUCAAUAUGGGUGGUACGAACAACAACGGGAGUUCUGUUCCAUCGCUUGUCACUGCAGCAGAAGCACCAAAGAAAUUCACCAUGCCAGAGGUCCCAGUGGAGACAGGCGAAGAGAACGAGAUGGCUGUGUUCACCGCAGACUCCGCAAUGUACGAGUACCUCGAUGGGGGCUGGAAAGAAAGAGGAAAAGGGGAGCUAAAGCUGAACGUCCCUGUGUCUGGCGGCGAGAGGUCCCGGCUCGUUAUGAGGGCCAAGGGUAACUACCGGCUGAUCCUGAAUGCGAGCCUGUACGACGACAUGGCGCUGAAGGACAUGGAGAAGAAGGGCGUGACGUUCGCCUGCGUCAACAGCACCGGGGACUCGCCGAGCGGGCUCACCACGUUCGCCCUCAAGUUCAAGGACACUGGCGUCAGGGAUGAUUUCAAAGCCGCGGUGGAGGCGCACAAGGCGAAGAAGGCCUCGGACGCGAUGCCCAAGACGCCCGAGAGCUCCCCCAAGGUGUCUAAUGACUGA
Messenger RNA from Triticum turgidum subsp. durum (durum wheat), 1491 nucleotides. The record is from the annotation of a GenBank genome assembly. Lineage: Eukaryota; Viridiplantae; Streptophyta; Magnoliopsida; Poales; Poaceae.